CGGGAUCCCACUACUCGCUGAAUCGACUUUAGCCAUGCUCGCAAGACUCGGUGCGCUUUUAUUGGCUGCGGCGACGUUGGUCGCGACCGGACCAGCAUCGGGUAGCCUCUCGAACGGCGUAGAGAAGCAGCAAGCCGGCCAUGGACCCAUAAAACCAAAGGUGUUCAUCAUCAGCAUGUUCAGCCCCGAAGGUGAAACUUGGUACGGCAUCCCGGAGUUCAACGUGCUGGAGCAUAACAUCACCGUUCCUGGCUUCUCUCCCCUGUUCCCGCAAGUGCACUGCACGAAGGAUGGCGAGAUCUGCCAGCUCACCACGGGAGAAUCAGAGAUCAAUGCGGCCAGUACGGUGAUGUCGCUCGUGACGUCGCCUCAUUUUGAUCUGAGGUCCACCUAUUUCCUCAUCGCGGGUAUCGCGGGCGGCAGUCCGACCCUCACAACCACCGGUAGCGUCACGUUCGCCCGCUAUGCGGUUCAGGUUGCCCUCCAGUACGAGAUCGACCCCCGAGAGGCUGGGUCGAAUUUCAGCACUGGGUAUUUCGCGUUUGACACCGAUGCGCCGAACACGUUCCCGCAGGAGUGGUACGGAACGGAGGUCUUCGAAGUGAACGAUGCUCUGCGUAAAAAGGCCGUCGCUUUUGCCCGGAAGGCGACUCUGGUCGACAGUAACGGGGCAGCAGCGUACCGCGCGAACUAUGCUAGCAACGCAUCCUACAAAGCAGGAAGCUCUCCUCCGUCGGUGGUGGAGUGCGACGUCGCAACAUCCGACGUCUACUUCAGCGGCGACAUUCUCUGCGAACAAUUUGCUAUUUACACGUCGGUAAUCACGAACGGUACUGGUGUGUACUGCUCGACUGCCCAGGAGGAUAAUGCCUCGUUGGAAGCCUUGAUGCGUGGUGCGAUGGCCGGCUUGGUCGACUUCAGUCGCAUCAUCGUAAUGCGCACCAUCUCUGACUUUGAUCGGCCAUAUCCUGGCGAGAGCGCUCUGUACAACCUUGUGUUCGCACCGCAAGAUGGUUUCGAUAUUGCGGUCGCGAACAUCUACAAGGCUGGAAUCAAGAUCGUGCAAGGAAUCCUCUCCGGGUGGAAAUCAGAGUUCGAGAAGGGUAUCAAGCCCACAAACUACAUCGGUGACGCCUUUGAGUCGUUAGGCGGCAAGGCUGACUUCGGCCCCGGUGAAUCGUUGGCUGAAACGAUUGGUUCGCUCCGGAGGAGGAGACUCCCGUCGUACCGACGUAGGCGAUGAACUCAGUGCGACGAAAAAGGUGGUGAUUUUCCCCGUAAAGCAGGAGCUUCGCAGCCGACCCUGAGUCAGCUUGUGAUAAGUACAGUGUCUGCACCUCGGGCUUCGAUAACUAUCCUCGGUGUUUGCUCGCUGCUCGCUGUAGACGGGGAAACGUACUUCACGUGACAAUAAUUUGCAUGAUCUAAUUUUAUCUCUCGCCUGCUGAACUC
Punctularia strigosozonata HHB-11173 SS5 is the source of this 1452-nucleotide messenger RNA. Its product is annotated as NUP-domain-containing protein. Gene Ontology annotation, cellular component: endoplasmic reticulum. The record is from RefSeq and is a predicted model, not a curated record. The coding region runs from base 35 to 1243 and encodes 402 amino acids. The transcript has 7 exons. NCBI's taxonomy places the organism in Eukaryota, Fungi, Basidiomycota, Agaricomycetes, Corticiales, Punctulariaceae. Gene Ontology annotation, biological process: transmembrane transport.